This is a messenger RNA of Adineta ricciae, 1035 nucleotides long. NCBI's taxonomy places the organism in Eukaryota, Metazoa, Rotifera, Eurotatoria, Adinetida, Adinetidae. The record is from the annotation of a GenBank genome assembly.
AUGCGCGAUGAAUCUCUACUAAUGGCAUCGACAACAAAUCCAACAACAUCUCCUUCGAAUCCUAUAUCAAAUAAUAACAAUGUCGAAGGAUUGAAACUGACAGAAGCGGUAGUGAAAACAUUUCGUAAUGCGCGUGUUUUCCAUGAAAAUACAGAUCGAAUCAAUGCAUUAGACUUCUCUGCCAAUGGUGAAACAUUGAUCACCAGCAGUGACGACGAUUCAAUCGUGAUCUAUGAUUGCCAAGCUGGCUCAUCAAAGAAAACAUUGAAUAGCAAAAAAUAUGGUGUUGAUCUUAUUCGUUUUACUCAUGCAACGAAUACGGUUAUUCAUAGUUCAACAAAAAUUGAUGAUACAAUUCGCUUUUUGUCUUUACAUGAUAAUAAAUAUAUUCGAUAUUUUCCUGGUCAUGUUCGAAAAGUUAUUACAUUAUCAAUGUCGCCUGUUGAUGACAUUUUCUUAUCAGGUUCACUUGAUAAUACCAUAAGAUUGUGGGAUUUGAAAUCAGCCAAUUGUGCAGGCUUAAUGCACUUAAAUGGCCGUCCCGUGGCUAAUUUUGAUCCUGAAGGUCUCAUCUUCGGAGCUGGCGUCACUUCUGAAAUGAUCAAACUUUAUGAUUUACGUUCAUUUGACAAGGGUCCUUUCUCGACGUUUCAAUUGCCCAAGGAGAAAGAUUGUGAAUGGACAGGUCUAAAAUUUAGUGCAGAUGGAAAAACCAUUAUGUUAACAACCAAUGGAAAUAUAAUUCGUUUAAUCGAUGCCUUUAAUGGUCAACUCAAAUAUACUUUAUCGGGUUUUACUAAUACUAAGAAUAUGCCUAUUGAAGCAUCAUUCAGUCCCGAUGCGCAAUUUGUCUUCUGCGGUGCGAGUGACGGACGUAUCCAUUGUUGGAAUGCUGAAACUGGUAAUCGUGUGUGUACACUUCUUUGUGAUUCUAUGACUGGUCCAACAAUUGUUUCCAUGAAUCCUAAAUUUAUGUUACUUGUUAGUGCAUCGAAUCAAUUAAUCUUCUGGUUACCACAUUUGGAUGAUUUAUAA